This is a messenger RNA of Helicoverpa zea (corn earworm), 785 nucleotides long. Its product is annotated as galectin-7-like. Gene Ontology annotation, molecular function: galactoside binding; carbohydrate binding. The record is from RefSeq and is a predicted model, not a curated record. Lineage: Eukaryota; Metazoa; Arthropoda; Insecta; Lepidoptera; Noctuidae. Bases 128 to 565 code for a protein of 145 amino acids. The transcript has 4 exons.
UAAAUAUGUGGAAUGAAAUGAAAAGGAUAAGUGCAAGCACCGCUUAGUUCAAGUUCAGUGUUUGGUCAGUCCUGAGCGACGUAAUUUUAUUCUAAAAUCAGUAAUCGCCGCGAAAUAUCAAGAAAACAUGGCCGCUCGGGACCCAGAAUCGAAAUGCGUCAUCAAAUUCCCCGAUGGUGUAUACUGUGGCAGCAAGGUCAGGCUACAAGGAAACAUACCACCUAAUGCUCAGAGAUUCUCAAUAAAUCUUCAAUGCGGUCCCAGAACCGAUUUUCAAGAACAAGUUGCAUUGCACGUGAACCCAAGAUUCAAUGAUAUGAAUGUGGUUCGCAAUCACUACGCGGGUGGAGAGUGGGGACGGGAGGAAAACAGUGGUGGUAUGCCACUGUCCAAGGAUGCUGACUUUAAAACUGUCAUCGAGUGUAACGAGCAAGCCUUUACGGUGAGCUUCAACGGCAAGCAUUUCUGCGAGUUUGCGCAUAGGAUGCCGUAUCAUCGCGUCACUCACGUCAUGGUGGAUGGUGACGUCAGUCUGCGACUUGUCAGCUUUCCAUCGACCGAAUAAUCCAAUAGUUUGAAAGCACUAUAAGUCAGCGACGUGUAGCAUCGUAUCGCCUGGCAUUGCCUUGUCUUUCACCUUGGACAACGCUUAUCAGACUAACAUUUCAUAAAUCAUUGUAAUUACAUACUAUAAUAUUUUUUAUUGGCUUUAUUACACAUACUUAUAUGUAUGACUUCUAAAUACGCUUUUUGUUCAAAAAUAAACUGAACUUAUUUCAACAUGA